This is a messenger RNA of Myxocyprinus asiaticus (Chinese sucker), 4243 nucleotides long. RefSeq names its product receptor-associated protein of the synapse, 43kD (gene rapsn). Gene Ontology annotation, biological process: chemical synaptic transmission. The transcript is spliced from 8 exons. NCBI's taxonomy places the organism in Eukaryota, Metazoa, Chordata, Actinopteri, Cypriniformes, Catostomidae. Gene Ontology annotation, molecular function: protein-membrane adaptor activity; acetylcholine receptor binding. The record is from RefSeq and is a predicted model, not a curated record. Gene Ontology annotation, cellular component: synapse. The coding region runs from base 1007 to 2278 and encodes 423 amino acids.
AGGGAGGGAGAACGCCAGGUUCAGUUGAGAACCUGACAAUUUGAUACCAUUGAUGUGUUUCAAGAAGCAGUGGUACUGUAACUCAAGACAAAUACCGUGUCAGACUUUGUGAACUAUUUCAAGCAUCAGUUGCUGACACCAAGGCUGGGGGGCUGGGAGGUGGCACACCAAGCGGCUUAACAAGACCCACCCACAGGAACCACCAGCCACUAUGAAGACUGCUUCACUUGCUCCGAUUCACCAUUGUGAAAUAUCUGGCUGUUUUUAGACUUGCUGAUAUGAUGCCCAAACCUCUGCAGUAGCUCAGAUUGAAUAUUUCCUGAUGUUUUCUUUUCUUAAGGGUAGUUUAUUGUUGUGUAGCUUAAGCCUCUUGACAGAGUGUGGAUGUGGAGGUGAAAAGCAGUUCUUUUGGUAUGAAGAUCGGCGGAUAAGCUUCUUUUGUGACCUUGGAUCUUUUCAGAGGCUGAAGCUGGAUUCCAGCAGGGACACAUGGUCCAGAGUGACAAGGCCAUCUGCUGUAGCGCCAGCACUGCAGUGGGAGGGAGGAGAGAGAUGAAGGGGUGGUUUGUAGGGGUGUAAGGGUACAGAGAAUUCCUCCCUCUCGGGUGUGGAAGGAUAUUCUGGGAGAUCAUUGCCAGCACCUUGGAUAGGGACAUAUUUCUUUAGUGUAGCAUUUUUCCUUGAACUUUUUUUUACCAGCUUUCUUAAGGGAUUGCGGUUGGUUUUUUAAGAGAUCAUGAUUUUGUGAUUCUCAUGAUCUUUUUAAAGUUCUCUCAAUGUGAGGAGCAAUGGGGAUCUUGACUCUGAAGCCCCCGCAUGCUGUGGAUCCAGUUUCUUCUACAUCUCUUUGCACCCCAAAACUAAGAGUUGUGGAUUAGAGAAGGAAGCAAGUGGGUGCCCAGCUCUGGGGUGGAUUGUCGUUAACACGUCUUCUUUUUUGGUGUGUUAAUGUACAAGUAGAAAUUUGUACACUUGCACUUCCCCAGAGGGCCGAAGAGACAGACGGAUGAUUAUUUUUAUGAGGGACUUUGUCGUAGAAAUGGGUCAGGACCAAACCAAACAGCAGAUUGAGAAGGGAUUGAGGCUGUACCAGUCUAAUGAUACAGAAAAGGCAUUAUAUGUCUGGAUGAAAGUGUUAAGGAAGACAUCUGAUCCUGGGGGGAAGUUUCGAGUCUUAGGGUGUCUGAUCACAGCACAUUCAGAAAUGGGGAAAUAUAAAGAGAUGCUACAGUACUCCCUAGCUCAGAUAAGCACGGCCAGAGAGAUGGAAGACCCGGAUUACUUGACAGAAGGCUACCUAAACUUGGCACGCAGCAAUGAGAAGCUUUGUGAAUUCCAGAAAACUGUCUCAUAUUGCGAGACCUGCUUAAAUAUGCAGGGAACCACUGUUAGCCUACAGCUCAAUGGGCAAGUGUGUCUGAGCAUGGGCAAUGCCUAUCUGGGCCUUAGCAUCUUCCAAAAGGCUUUGGUCAGCUACGAGAAGGCCCUGCGAUAUGCUCACAACAAUGACGACAAGAUGCUGGAGUGCAGGGUUUGUUGCAGUUUGGGCAACUUCUACAUCCAGCUUAAGGAUUAUGAAAAAGCACUCUUCUUUCCUUGCAAAGCAGCUGAACUUGUAAAUGACUAUGGUAAGGGGUGGAGUCUAAAGUACCGUGCAAUGAGCCAGUACCACAUGUCGGUGGCCUACAGGAAACUAAUGCGCUUGCCAGAUGCAAUGGAAUGCUGUGAGGAAUCAAUGAAGAUUGCAUUGCAGCAUGGAGAUCGGCCUCUUCAGGCAUUGUGUCUGUUUAACUUUGCUGAUAUCCAUCGCUGUCAAAAAGAUGUUGAUAAAGCAUUCCCUCGGUAUGAGUCCUCCAUGUGUAUAAUGUCAGAAAUUGGCAACCGACUUGGACAAGCUUACAUCUAUGUAGGAGUGGGGAAGUGCUGGGUUCUGCAGAAGGAAUAUGAUAAGGCUCUGGACUCAUUGCAACGAGCACAUGAUCUGGCUGAGGCAAUUGGAAAUAAGCUGUGUAUUCUGAAGGUGCACAGCCUGUGUGAAAGCAUCUACCGCUGUAAGGAGAAGCAGGACGAGUUGAGAGAGCAGGUGGUGAAGUUCCUGCAGUGUGUGGAAGAACUGGAGCUCUACUGUGGCAUGUGUGGGGAGUCUAUCGGAGAGAAGAACCAGCAGCUUCAGGCCUUGCCCUGUUCUCACAUUUUUCACCUCAAGUGUCUGCAGACAAAUGGCACAAAGGGCUGCCCGAAAUGUCAUCGCUCAUCUGUGAAGCUGGGUUUUGUAUGAGGUUUACAGCCCUGACUUGGACAAACCGGCUGAAUCCCAUCACAGUGACUCAUCUGGGAGAAAAAGAUCCAGAACCUUCUUCCAGGAAGCUUUUGAACUGGACAUAGGGAGGUUUUCCAGUGUUUCCAUCCUGUCCUUAUGGCAACUGGAAAUAAUGUGGAAACGACAGGAUAUGGACUAAUAGUCCAACACAGAGAAGUCACUAUAGAGAGCAGCUAUUUCUCGGAGAAAUCGAUCACUUCUUGAUAUGAAUAUUGAAUUGACCUCACAAUGCUCACACAUCACUGCAUCUGUGUAGGACAUGAACUUCAAAACAGCUUCUCACUGGAAAAUACAGUAUUGCUGUGGAUAUUUGCCAAAGAGGUGAGAGCUUUACAUAGCAUGUGGUUGUCUCAUUGGACAUUUGCCUGAAUGCAGAAUGCAGAUCUUCAACAAACAUGUCUUGUGUUAAUAUUGUGUAUUUAUAAUUUUCUAAGCAAUUACUUCUGCAACAAACCCAAUGUUAUUUCUUCAGAUUGUGUAUAUAAUUUGUUAAUGCCAUUAUUUAUGUAAUUUUAAAAGGAGAACAGUUUUUUGUCAGCAAUAUCAGACAUGCUGGUUCUAUUUAAUUUUGUUUGAAGUUUUUUUUGUGUUUGUAGAAAGCUCAGAUGUCUCUAACUGCCCUCCUGUUUUGACAGUUAGUGAACAGUAAUUUUCUGAACGGGGCAUGUGUUCAACUUAUUAACUUGACCAAUUAUACAUUUUGUUAACUAUUUAUAUGACAAUUAUUUAUUGUAUUAUUUUCUUUUAUUUACAAUCUUAUACUGUACUCAGUAUUACACUGUUUCUGAUAAUAGUAAUUUUGAAUAAUUUAGAAGAAAAUUUCAAUACUGUUUUUUUAUACUCUAUAUCAAAAUCAACAGAAUGUGAAACUUAGUUUAUUUUUUCAAAAAUUCAAAUACGGGAUGUGCAGUUAUAGUUUGCAGAAAUAUAGUUUGCAGACAUCACAUUUAAAAUGUAUUUCCCUUGUUUUCUAAAACCUUAGACUUUUCAGUUAACAACUGAGACAUGAUUCACAUACGGUAAGAGGAUGUGAUCUAUAAGUAACUGACAAAUGGUUUUAUACCUUUUCCCAAGAUGGAAAGUACUGAGGUAAAUUACAGUGGCCCAAAUUUAGUUUUUAUCUUUAUUUCUUUGUGGGUACAUUCUUUCCAUUUUUAAUCAAAAAUAAAUGUAAGCAAAUCCUUGUACAGUAUGUCUGAUAAAUUAUUUAACUAUGAUAAUAAUACAACAAUGUUUAGAUAUUUCCUUAAUAAUGAGAUAUAUGAUGGAUUAUAUUUCAUUUAUUAUCCAUUAUACUCUUUUAUAACUUUGUAUCUGUUGGAUGUUCAUAGUCUUUUGUUAAUGACUAAUGAACAACUCACUAACGUUUUAAUAACUGCUAAAAGUAUUUCCUUUGGCUCAUACUUCUAACAGUGGAUUCUGUUUCUGUGCCACUGUAAUUAUUUAAUUAGAAAUAAAUAAAUAAAUAAUACAAAAGCAAACCCACUCCUCCUAAGCCAUAUAUUUUAUAAAAUGAAACUGUUAUUUGCAAUGUAACAUUUUAAAUAUGUUAGUGCUGGUUGUGAUCAGAUGGAUAGUCAUAAAUACAUAUAAACUUCAUAAGGCAAUUUAUAAAGGUUGAACUUUUUCAUGGGAGCAAAAUGAAAAUAUGCUGCUUAUUUGUUUCUCUUAGCUUAGUUAUAACCUUUAUCCACUUACUAUUUUUAUGCAUUAUAUAGAUUGUUGUUUGUAAUUUUUUCCUUAAAUACUAAGCUAAUCACCUUCUUUACUAACAAUCUGCAUGCUGUGUAUAACAGCUGUCUCACAUCUUGGUGAAUCACAGAUCAUCACUACCUCUCCACAUUUUAUCCUCACAAAAUUAGCAUUUAUAUGUUUAAGAAUCUUCUAAAAAUGAGACUGAACACUGGUUUAUUUAAGAGAAGU